AUGUAUGCGCAACAUUUGCGCAAAUGGAGUCUGAAAACAAAAAAGCAACGAAUGCCAUUGAUAUUGCUAAUUAUCAGCUACAUGUUGCUACUGAUCACAGGUGUGUCGGCUGCUGCGACGGCGACGGCGAUGCAGCAGCAACAGCAGCAGCAGCGGCAGCUACCAGCAGCGCGAUUAUUAUGGGAAGGCAGUGCCGAAGAAAGCAGCUACUAUAUACCACUGAGUACGGAUAAUGAUGGCGGUAGCAUCAGCAUCACCAGCGGUAGCAGCAGCAGCAGCAGCAGCAGUGAAAGCGGUAGCAACAUCGACAGCAACAGCAACAAUAUCUUAAGUAGGCUGCUCAGCCGCACCAGCAAUAGUCUUAGUAGCCGUAGCAAUCUUAAGUUAGAGCCAGCCACAGUAUUCGAUGCCGGCAGCAGUGCAGCCAAUCAGCAGCAAAAGCAGCAGCAGCAACAAGAGCAACUUCAGCAACAUGUUGCUGCCGUGCCACAGAAAAAAGUUCCAAAUACGUUAAUCAAUAGUCAAAUAUAUAAUAAUUUAUUAUACAAUGGCCUGCCCAGCGCGGCGGCGGCGACGACGAGCAAUAAGAUGCGUCGUCACAUACAGCCCACACAGCUGCCAGCUGCAACAAGCAGCUUCGCGCAUCCUGCGAGCAACUACAGCCGGAGAGCGGUGCAGAGCUACUACAUAGAGUCCUUCGAGGUGCCGGAGGAGGAGGAGGAGCACCAGCAGCAGGAACAGAUUGAGCGCAAUCCGGAGCAGGCGGCGCGCAACCGGCGUGAUGGUCAGAACCAGCGUCGCCCCAAUGGCCACCGGAAGGAGCUGCAGGCGGACAAGCGGGAGAAUCGCCGCCUGAGGCAGCAGCAAAGGAAGGAGCAGCGCCCGAACAGGCAUCAGGAGCAUCAGCAACGCCGGAAGCACCAGCGAAAGCACCGGGGACGCCAGCGAUCCGAUCGCUAUUGCUCAGCCCGGGAUCCUGCCCAGCUGGCCUAUGCGGCGCCCACCGUGUUCAAGGGUGUCUUCAAGUCGAUGUCCGCCGACCGGCGGCUCAACUUCUCGGCCUCGAUGAAGGUCGUGGAGGUGUACAAGCAACAGCGUGGCCUUCAGCUGCCGACACUCGUUCGGUUGCAGUUUACGGUGCGAAACAACAGCGGCGAAUGUGACAUCUACAGGGAGAAGCUGCGUCCGCGAGGAGUGCUCCGUUCCGGCAAUGAUCUGCAGCAGGCCACGAGUAUAGAGUACAUGGUCUUUGCCCAGCAGACGAAUCCGGGCAACUUUACCAUCCUCGGCCAGCCCAUGCGAGCCUCGCACUCGGUGAUGGAAGCGGUCAAAAUGGCUGUGAGCGACAAUUAUGCACAGAACGCAUCGAUCACGUCGAUCAUCGCGGUGCCGAGCAACACGACCAUCGAGCACGGCCGGGAGCUGAGGAUCGUCUGCCGGGUGUCCGGUCAGCCGCCCCCUAAGGUUACCUGGUUCAAGGACGACAAGUCCAUCAAUCGCAAGCGCAACGUUUACCAAUUCAAGCACCACAAAAGACGUUCCGAGCUGAUUGUGCGCUCCUUCAAUAGUUCCUCCGAUGCGGGCAAGUACGAGUGCCGGGCGAAGAACAAAGCCAGCAAGGCGAUCAUCAGGCGCCGCAUCAUGAUCAACUCCACUCCAGUACACUUUCGGCCGGACCAGGACACCGAUGUACCCUGCCCCUUCACCGAUUUCUGUUUCCAUGGCGGCACCUGCAGGAUGAUCAAGGAUAUGAACCUGUUCUACUGCCGUUGCCAAAACGGAUACGUCGGCGAACGUUGCGAGAACAUUGGGCCCGACAAUAUUUUGUUGCAAUCUACGGCCAAAUACAUACCUUAAAUAACGACAAUAAAUGCAUAGAAUUUUGUUUUAUUAUUUUUAUGAUUUUUAUAAACAAAACAAAAACAAAACAAAAAGAAAACACAAGAUCGACUGAUUCCCCUGCACUCCAAGAACGGCGACAAUUGUAAUUUUUUACUGUAUUUAAAAAAUUAGUGAAUUCGUUGCACCGGCAGACCAAGCCCAAUCCCAUCACCGUUCUCCAUAUCAGUUUGAAACUACAAAAAAGUAUCCAAAACGAAACUGAACAGAACCGAAAACAUUUCAAAAUUCCGUAGAGUUCCCAGAGUUCCUUCUUCCCCAAAAAGCGAUAAGUUCCAGAUCCAGACUGACUUAAGCUACGUUUGAAUAUUUUAAAUAUGAAACCUAAACAGAAUUUAAAUUAAAUUAAUUGUACGAAAAGAACACUAUCGAAAAAAUCAAGUUCGAAUGAAUGAAAACUAUCGAAGUUUACAGUUUGAAAGCAAUAUCGAUUCGACCCCUGACACUGACACUGUUGCGCUUUUGUUGUUGUACCAUAGACAUAUACAUAUACAUAUAUACUUAUAUAAUGAGAACAAAGGUUGACACGUAGCCGAGAACUUUGUAAUAAAUCCUGUAAAUAUCUCUCGUUUUAACUAACGUUAAGUUUUGUGUACAUUUCAAACUAAGUUAAUGCAGCCCUUCUUUAACCAUAAUUUAUUGUAUUUAAUUACACCUAAAUUAAACUUAACUUUAGCCUUAAGACACACACACCUCACACACACAACUUAAAGAAACACAAACACAUACUAUAAAGCUACUUAAUUUCGAAAUACUAUUUUAUUUGUCCUCGUUUAUGAUUUGCGCUAUAAACAAAACAAAAAAAAAAAAAACAAUGUAUAAUGCAAAUUUAGUUUUUUUUUCGCAAUGUGUAUGUUGACAUCAGUUUGUAUGGCGAAGAGAUUAUUUUUAGUUAUCUUUUAAGUGGCAAAUUUUUUAUAUAU
Drosophila serrata is the source of this 2822-nucleotide messenger RNA. RefSeq names its product membrane-bound neuregulin protein vein (gene vn). The record is from RefSeq and is a predicted model, not a curated record. Lineage: Eukaryota; Metazoa; Arthropoda; Insecta; Diptera; Drosophilidae.